Melospiza melodia melodia is the source of this 1716-nucleotide messenger RNA. RefSeq names its product histo-blood group ABO system transferase 2-like. The record is from RefSeq and is a predicted model, not a curated record. Lineage: Eukaryota; Metazoa; Chordata; Aves; Passeriformes; Passerellidae. The transcript is spliced from 5 exons. Gene Ontology annotation, cellular component: membrane; Golgi apparatus; vesicle. The coding region runs from base 8 to 1027 and encodes 339 amino acids. Gene Ontology annotation, molecular function: hexosyltransferase activity. Gene Ontology annotation, biological process: carbohydrate metabolic process.
UAAGGAGAUGGGAAUGACAAAAUUACAUGGCCUGGCUAUUCUAGUGACAGCAGGGAUCACUGGUGCAAUCUGGUACCACUACCCUUUCUCCCCAGCCAGAGCUCAGGAACACAAAGCCUCCCCUGGAGACGAUUCAGUCCUAAAAAUAGAUGAAACAUCUCUGAUGCUUCCAUGGAGGAGGGAUGUGCUGGUGCUGACACCAUGGCUGGCUCCAAUUGUCUGGGAAGGCACGUUCAGCAGAGACAUCCUGGAUGCUCAAUAUCUGCAGAAGAACCUGGUCACUGGAGUGGUCACUUUUGCUGUUGAAAACUAUGUCCAGUUCAUAGAAGGGUUCAUGAGCUCUGCCAACAAAUACUUCCUUGCUGGGCACCCCGUGAACUUCUACCUGUUCACAGACUGUCCCGAGAAGGUCUCCCACCUUCAGAUGGCCCCUGAGAACCACCUGUUUGUCAUCCCUGUCCAGCAUGACCCCAGGUGGCAGGACAUCUCCAGGAGCCGCAUGGACAUCCUCAGCUCCUACAUCCAGAGCCAGUUCCAGCACGAGGUGGAUUAUCUGUACUCCGUGGAUAUCAAUGUCCAGCUCCUGGCACAUAUUGGCGUGGAGAUCAUCGAUGCCUUGGUGGCCACCAUCAGCUCCUGGCAGGUCACCCCACAGCAGGAGGACAAAGCCUCUGAGAAACACUCUGAGUCCCAACCUGCCAUCCCUGAGGGACAAGGGGACUUCCACUACACUGCCAGCUUCUAUGGGGGCAGCGUGGCUGAGGUGUACAAGCUGAGCAGAGCCUGCUCUGCAGGGCUGCUGCAGGACAGAGAAAAUGGCAUUGAGGGUCCCUGGCACCACGAGAGCCACCUCAACAGGUACCUCCUGCAGCACAAACCCACCAGGCUGCUGUCCCCAGAGUACUACUGGGACACAGAGCUGAGCUCCAGCAGCAUCCUGGUGAAGAGGAUGUGCCCUGUGCACCAGCACAGCCAGAGGCAAGCUCCUCAAACAAAGAGUGUGAGGCCUUCCUUCUUCUCUGUCUGAAGUUUCCCUCAUCUGCUGUUGGGAAGGAUGAAAGUUUGACAAGGAAAGUCUCACAGAUGCUUAGCAGAAAGAUUUUUAAAUGUAGAGUCUGAUGAAGGAAUAGAGAUGGAAGCAAGUUUUGGUAUAGAAGAAAAGAAUUGCUGAGCCAGUCUUACUGGAUAACCAAGGAGGCAAAGGGUGUGUUAGUUAGAAGGGGGUUUUAUGGCUUAGAGCAAAGGAUAAACCCACCUCAAACAAGAAAAUGUUUUUACCAAGCACAAAGAUAGACAGGCAAACAAGUCAGCGAAGUUGCAAGUAGAAAAAAGGUCUCAGAAUUUUCCACUGCAAGAAAACUGAAAAACAACUUCCAGCUUAAACUGUAAUGUACUGACUUUGAGUGAUUGGAGAACAGUAACAUGAAUAUGGUAAUUACAGUAGUUAUGAUAGGCUAGAGAUAAAAGUUAAGGUAUAGAUUGGUUCUACUGUAUGAAGAUGCUCAGCAAAGAGAAGUAUAGAAUGCAAUGUAACUAAAAGAAAAAUAUAUAAUGCAUUGUAACCAAAAGAAAAGUAUAGAAUGCAUUGGAACCUAAACUAAGGGUCUCUGGAGCUGACAGCUGUAGGCACAGCUCUGUUGCCCAUGACCCUUGAGUGCUGUAACCUCUUGGAUGGAAUAAACUGCAUUUUGGAUACAAUAAACUGCAUUUUGAAUA